GUAUACCAGAUCUUCUCUGCAUAAAAGUCACAGAAUUGUGGAAGUUUAGUUUUGCACAAAAAUGGCCAAUCUGUGGCCAAAUCUAAUCUGUGCAUUGGCAGUAGUCUUAUUAGCCAUCAAUGUAGCAGCUGAUGAUUACAAGCCUUACGUUUAUGCAUCUCCACCUCCACCACAUUACCGCCACAAAUCACCACCUCCAUACCACAAGAAGUCUCCUCCACCACCGCAUUACCGUUAUAAGUCCCCACCACCACCAUCUCCGUCACCGCGGCCUCCUCCUUACAUCUACAAAUCCCCACCUCCUCCAUCUCCAUCACCACCCCCUCCCUAUGUCUACAAAUCCCCACCUCCCCCAUCUCCAUCACCUCCUCCACCCUACAUCUAUAAAUCUCCACCCCCUCCCUCACCGUCUCCUCCACCUCCUUACAUUUACAAAUCACCACCACCACCAUCUCCAUCACCUCCUCCUCCAUACGUCUACAAGUCUCCACCACCACCCUCACCAUCUCCUCCACCUCCUUAUAUUUAUAAGUCACCUCCUCCACCCUCUCCCUCACCUCCUCCUCCAUAUAUCUACAAGUCACCACCUCCUCCAUCUCCAUCACCGCCUCCUCCAUAUGUCUACAAGUCACCCCCUCCUCCAUCUCCAUCACCUCCUCCUCCAUAUAUUUACAAAUCACCACCACCCCCAUCUCCGUCACCACCUCCACCCUAUAUCUACAAGUCACCUCCUCCUCCAUCCCCUUCACCCCCUCCACCUUAUGUUUAUAAAUCUCCACCACCACCAUCCCCACCACCGCCAUCCCCAUACUACUAUAAAUCACCACCACCUCCGAAAUACUAAAACUAAUCAUUAUGUAGUACUAAUAAUCACCUUAUUAGGUGAUAAAAGGAAUAAUUGCUGCUCAUCAUGAAGUAAUCAGAUACUCUCGUGAGGGUUGGUUUAUUAGAAUCGUCCACUAAGGUCAAUUAAGGCAGUCCGACGUUCUAGACAUGAAGCUGUGGACGCGCGCUUUGCAUACUUUUAAAAAAUAAGCUUUUUUUUUUGGAAGCCACUUGAUAUAUUAAUUAUACGUAUUUGUUAUUUAUUUAGUUAAUGGAUCAAAUAAAGUAUGCUUAUUUGUUUUCUUUAAUGGGAUCGAUCAUGUUCGUCCAA
This is a messenger RNA of Juglans regia (Persian walnut), 1156 nucleotides long. Its product is annotated as extensin-3-like. The coding region runs from base 62 to 844 and encodes 260 amino acids. Gene Ontology annotation, biological process: plant-type cell wall organization. The transcript has 2 exons. Lineage: Eukaryota; Viridiplantae; Streptophyta; Magnoliopsida; Fagales; Juglandaceae. Gene Ontology annotation, molecular function: structural constituent of cell wall. The record is from RefSeq and is a predicted model, not a curated record.